UUGGCCAUGGAGAAAAUCAGCUAAGCCGAGAAGCAUGGCGCUGGUCGAGCAGCUCGGCUUGAAAUCGGUGAGUUCUUCGCAGCUGGGCGUUGCCCUGUGGAGGAAUUCUAUGAUGCUGCUAUUGCAGCGGCAUUCGCCGGUCUCCUCCUCUCCAUUCCUUCCCGCUUCUAGAAAAUCUCUGCCAGUUUUUUUGCCAAGAAGAUGGGAGCUCCAAAUCAGCGCGAGAGGGAGUCCUGUCUGCCAGUUCGCUUCUGCCGCAUCCGAGAAUGCGUACUUGAGAAAGAACGAUCAACUGCCUGUUCGUUUCGAGCUGGAGAAGCUGGGCAUUGUCAUGGAUGAUUGGACGCUUGGGAAAGAGCAUCGUCUAAUAUGUCCCCAGUGUAAUGGAGGUACCACAUACGAGCCCAGCUUUUCUUUGAGGCUUGAGGACGAAUGGACAGCCAUUUGGAAAUGCCAUCGGAGCACUUGUGGAUAUCAUGGAAAGGCAAAUGUACCACAUGAGAACGGAAGUGCCUUGACCAAGCGACAAAUGGCAGCAGCUUACCAUUGGAGAAAUCCCAAAAUCACAGAGUUUUCACGCACAAGCUUGAAUUUACAACCUUUGAGCGAUGAUGUUAUCAAAUGGUUCGCAACCCGUGGUAUAUCUCAAAAAGUAUUGCAACGAAAUAGAGUAGAACAGAUUUACAGUGGCUCAGAGCUGGCUAUUGCAUUUCCUUAUUACAAAGAGAACAAAAUCAUCGACUGUAAAUAUCGAACCAUACCCGAAAAACGCUUUUGGAAGGCACGGGGCGCUGCAAGGAGAACAUUCUAUGGCUUAGAAGAUAUUAAAGGGAGAGACGAAGUUGUCAUUGUUGAAGGUGAAAUGGAUAAGCUUUCUAUGGAAGAAGCUGGUAUCAUAAACUGCGUUAGCGUGCCCGAUGGUGCGCCUGUGAAGGCUGCUGACGGUGAAACGCCAGAUCCUGAGGAGGACAAAAAAUUCUCAUAUCUUUGGGAUUGUAAGGAACAAUUUGGAAAGGUGACUCGAAUAUUUCUGGCCACCGAUGCGGACGGUCCCGGACUUGCUCUUGCCGAGGAACUCGCUCGACGUUUCGGUCGUGAGCGUUGUUGGCGCGUGAACUGGCCAGUCGUCGACGGAAAGCAGUUGAAAGACGCUAACGAGGUGCUGCUCACGCUCGGGCCAGAAGCGCUGCGAGAAGUUGUUGCGAAAUCGGAGCUCUAUCCAAUUCGUGGACUUUUUCAGUUCUCUAAUUUUUUCAAGGAGAUUGACGAUUACUACCAUAUGCGUGUUGAGGAGGCGGAAGGUGCUUCCACUGGAUGGAAGGGACUAGAUGAGUAUUAUACGGUUGUUCCUGGAGAAUUGACAAUUGUGACCGGAGUUCCGAAUUCUGGCAAAAGUGAGUGGAUCGAUGCACUGGUCUGUAAUCUGAACCGCUCCAAAGGCUGGAGUUUUGCGCUGUGCUCCAUGGAAAAUAAGGUGACGGACCAUGCUCGGAAGCUUAUUGAGAAGCAUUACAGAAAGCCGUUUUUUGAGGCCAAGUAUAGUAACUCCACGCCCAGACUGACUCCGGAAGAGUUUGCUGCUGGUCUAGAAUGGCUGGACAACCAUUUCUAUUUAAUCAGAUGUGAGAAUGAGAAGCUUCCAUCUGCUGAUUGGGUUUUGGAUCGAGCAAAAGCAGCGGUUCAAAGAUAUGGCAUACGAGGAUUGGUCAUAGAUCCUUACAAUGAACUAGACCAUCAGCGCUCUAGCAGCCAGACUGAAACAGAAUAUGUUAGUCAGAUACUAACCAAGAUCAAACGCUUUGCUCAACACCAUGACUGUCACGUUUGGUUCGUCGCUCAUCCGAGACAAAUGCUCAACUGGCAAGGACAACCGCCAAAUAUGUAUGACAUAAGUGGAAGCGCUCAUUUUAUCAACAAGUGCGACAACGGCAUUGUAGUUCAUCGAAACCGGGACGCAGAGAAGGGUCCUCUGGAUCAAGUCCAGAUUCUUGUUAAAAAGGUUCGCAACAAGAUAGCCGGGCAGAUUGGUGAAGCCGUCUUGAAAUACGAUAGAGUAACUGGUUUGUUCUCCGAUGCCGGGCCUGUAUGAACAAGUUCGUGGAGAAGCUCCAAUUUUGUGUUAGUGCAAUGGAGGUAAUGGACGUAGAGCCUGAUGACGUGAACCUUGCUUUGUAGAUUCACCACGGAUCUAUAAACAAGUUUGUAUAUGACGGUAGGAUAUGAUUUUCUUCUCGAGAGACUUUAGAACAUUCUGCAAAUAAGCUAAUUAUCAAUUUCCAAGAUGAUUACAAGAGGAUCUAUAAACAAGUUUGUAUAUGACGGUAGGAUAUGAUUUUCUUCUCGAGAGACUUUAGAACAUUCUGCAAAUAAGCUAAUUAUCAAUUUCCAAGAUGA
Molecule: messenger RNA, 2394 nt
Organism: Selaginella moellendorffii
Lineage: Eukaryota; Viridiplantae; Streptophyta; Lycopodiopsida; Selaginellales; Selaginellaceae
Product: twinkle homolog protein, chloroplastic/mitochondrial
Exons: 20
Coding region: 35-2089 (684 amino acids)
Biological process (GO): DNA replication
Molecular function (GO): 5'-3' DNA helicase activity; ATP binding; single-stranded DNA binding
Source: RefSeq, a predicted model, not a curated record